This is a messenger RNA of Pneumocystis jirovecii RU7, 381 nucleotides long. RefSeq lists its product as uncharacterized. Gene Ontology annotation, biological process: nucleolar large rRNA transcription by RNA polymerase I. The record is from RefSeq and is a predicted model, not a curated record. Gene Ontology annotation, cellular component: RNA polymerase I upstream activating factor complex. Gene Ontology annotation, molecular function: RNA polymerase I cis-regulatory region sequence-specific DNA binding. The coding region runs from base 1 to 381 and encodes 126 amino acids. The transcript has 3 exons. NCBI's taxonomy places the organism in Eukaryota, Fungi, Ascomycota, Pneumocystomycetes, Pneumocystales, Pneumocystaceae.
AUGAGAAAGCGACAUGCAACAAUUUAUGAUGCAGUAUCAGACAAAAUAUUUCCUCCUCAUAAAUAUACUCAACCAUCAAGCACUUCAGAAUUGCCUCGUCUCAGAAAACAACGACCCCGAGGCCCUGAUGAAUAUCUUAAAGUAACAUCAACAGAUUGGACUAAACAACUCCCAAAUUCUGAACUUCUCCAAGCAUUGAAUAAUUAUGUUGCGAAUUUUAGUAUGAAAUAUCCUUUCCCUUCUCUUUUUGAAAGUUUAGAUGAAACUGCAUUACUCGCAUUAGGUAUUUUAGUAGAAGAAACAGUAGCUACACUUCUUGGAAAUGGAGAAAAAAUGUUUGUUGAACAAACUGAAAAUGUAUCAAACAAUCAAACUGCUUAA